Molecule: messenger RNA, 754 nt
Organism: Entrophospora sp. SA101
Lineage: Eukaryota; Fungi; Glomeromycota; Glomeromycetes; Entrophosporales; Entrophosporaceae
Source: the annotation of a GenBank genome assembly
AUGUCUUCUUCUACAAUGGAAAUUGAUAAACCUUUGAAACGUUCAGGUGGAAUUUCUAUGGAUGAAUUGGGUGAUGAAUCAAUGAAUUAUGAAUUAUCCGAGUCGUCAAAAAAAGCUCGUGACGAGCAUCAGGCAAUAUUAGAUGAAUUUGAAAGACAAAAGCGAGCAAGAACAUUAGCGGUGCCUACUGAUGAUGGUCGUGUAAGAGCAAAACUUAAAGAACUUGGUGAGCCUCAAUGUUUAUUUGGUGAAGGUCCUGGUGAUAGACGAGAUCGUUUACGAUAUCUAUUAUCUAAAAUGGAAGGAACAAAGGUAAUCACAGAGGGAGAAUCAGAAUCGGAAUCGGAAUCAGAAGAAGAGAAAGAAGAAGAGUUUUUCACACCAGGAUCAAUAGAACUGUUAAAUGCUAGACGUUGGAUAGCACAUUAUUCUUUACCAAAAGCUAAAGAUCGGCUGAAAAGACAAAGGAUUGAAAGUGAAUUACCAAUACCUCAAUUAAAAUCAGUUAGAAAAGAAUUAUUUUCAGGGAUAAAGCAUACACCAGUUUAUGAUGAUGAAACAGAUAAAUCAAAACAUCAUCUUAAUAUACCAGUAUUAGAAAAAAAUAGGUUAGAUUCACCACCAGGAUCACCAAAAACCUUAGUUGAUGAUUUAGGAUAUAAACUUGUAAAUAUCAAUUUAAAUAAUAGUAAUAGCAAUGGUGUUAAUGUUGAUACACACAAUGAAGAUUUUUCUUUAGACAAUAAUAAUGGAG